AAGUAAUUUAUGUGAAAAUGAGUACAACGGAGUUGUGGUUCGACGAUUCAUCGGACGAUGAAAGAUUAGUGGAACUAGCUAGAAGUAGAAAACAGUUGAGGGACGCCUCCAACCCCCUAGAAAUGGCUUCCACUGAAUUUUUAAAGAACUUUAGAUUAUCUAAAGAGGCGUUUGUGAACCUACUGUCCACUACAGAAAACCAGUUGCAGCAGUGCACCCGAGCCAAAUCGAUUCCUAAUAUUUUAAAGCUAGCCACAGUUCUGCGAUUUUGUGCUCAGGGAUCGUACCAAUUGAGUAUUGGUAAUGAAGGUAUGAUAGGACUUGCUCAACCCACUGUGUCUGUUGUGCUAUCAGAAAUAAUAGAUGUCCUGGAAAAUUAUAUUUGCCAAAGAUGGGUAAAAUUUAGUAGCACAGAGGCUGAUCUGCAACAAAGAAAAGCACAUUUUUAUAGCAAAUACCCAACGAUGAUGCUGAAGAUAUUGAAGUGGAGUCAAAUAACGGAGAAGCAGAAAACAUAAGAAAUGAAAUUCUUAGAAUAUUAUAAAAAAAUCUAAAAAGUAUUAAAUAGAAACCUUUAUGCCACAGUUUCUGUUUUAUUUUUGUUAUAAAUUUUCUUUAUUCAGUUAUUCGUUAUUCGAAAAAAAUAUGUAUUUCAGUUCUACGUAUUUCAAUUUGCUAUUUAGUUCAAAAUCAAUCUCAUUUCUUUAAUAAAAAACAUUAAUUCAUUUGUUUAACCUACUUUAAA
This is a messenger RNA of Anastrepha obliqua, 745 nucleotides long. RefSeq lists its product as uncharacterized. The transcript is spliced from 2 exons. Bases 18 to 518 code for a protein of 166 amino acids. The record is from RefSeq and is a predicted model, not a curated record. NCBI's taxonomy places the organism in Eukaryota, Metazoa, Arthropoda, Insecta, Diptera, Tephritidae.